Linum trigynum is the source of this 1101-nucleotide messenger RNA. NCBI's taxonomy places the organism in Eukaryota, Viridiplantae, Streptophyta, Magnoliopsida, Malpighiales, Linaceae. The record is from the annotation of a GenBank genome assembly.
CCGCGUUAGUUAACAACGGUGAAGGCUUCACCGUUUUUGACCAAAACGGUGAUGUGUUCACCGUUGUUAAUUAACGCGGUGAAAACUUCACCGUUUUGGUUUGAAACGGUGAAUACUUCACCGUUUUUGUUUAAAACGAUGAAGUAUUCACCGUGUUUGUCAAACGCGGUGAUGAUCUUCACCGCGUUUGUCUAAAACGGUGAUGCUCAAACAUGUGUACUUUGGGGAAUUUUUUUAUAACUCAUGUAUUUUGGGAAUUUUUUUUAAGAACGUGUGUACUUUGGGAUUUUUUCCGGAAAAAUCAGCAAGAUGUUGAUACUUUUUAAUCUGAACAAGAGACUCUCUUUCCCAAAACCAACCUCACAAAAUGUGACAGUCAGACGCGCCAUCCUAUCUAUAUCCCCUCUGUCCCGAGCUGCUCGCCUACUCCUCCAAAAAUGGCGAUGAAAAGUACUGCUCCAACCAUGGCCGAUAUACUGGCCUGUUCCAAAUCCCAAAAUCUAGACCUCCAGCUCAAAUCUUUAGGACCCUUUUUCAGAAUCACAGCAAGGAGUUUGAAAACAGGGAACGAACUCGGAAGAGCCGAAGGUUUGGUGAGGCUCUGGCUAGGGGGGAAGAGGAUUCUUCACUUGGACUCCAUUAGGCUGCAAAGAGAGACGCUUGGGAUGGAGAAGUCGAUCUUUGGGAUUGGGUUGUUCAUUGGAGCUGUCGCCAUCAGACAUGGCUAUGACUGUGGCUGCAACGUGGCUCAGUUGCUCGCCAUUAAUGACUCGGACCUUUACCAUUCCAAGCUUGUGAAGUUCUACAGAAGGAUUGGGUUCAAGGCAGUUCAUGAAGUUAGUGGAUCUACACUUGAGGAUCUCGCCCACAUGCUGGUGUGGGGAGGGAUUGGAACCAGAAUGGAUGCUGAGAUUGAUCACCUUCUUCUUAAAUGGUGCACCAGGUUCACACCUUCAAGCUAAAGCCACCCUGCCAGCUGCUCAUUAUCCAUUCUGCACCUGUUCAUUCCGUUGUCUCAAAUUCGUAGACAUUCUAAUGUGUAUAGCUAGAGACAGAGGAUACUCAUGCUUGUUUAAGGGAAUAUAAAAUUCUGAACUCUGU